CAACAGCUGCCGACUUAGUCUUGAACUUAAGAUGCUCCGAGAAACGCGGUACUUGCGACCAAAACUAUCUAGUUAAUUAGCUCGAUAACAUCCAGACAUAAAUAAUAAUACAUUUCGUUUAGUUUUUUUCUUCAUACUAUAUAAAGAUUUCUAUGAAGCUAAAAGACGUGGAGUUCGCGCCUCUGUGCGUGCCACUCAGCCGGAGGAUCGAGACACUCGCAGCGGCCGGAUGGAUUUACCUAGUCGUAUUCGGAGGACUUACCGGAUGGGCUGCGCUAAUUUACAUCGUUAUGGCUACACGGUUUUGGUGGCUUGGACUAUUGUACUUGGCAUGGAUGUAUAUCGACCGAUCUGUAGCGUGGUCAAAUCAAAUAAGAUAUCGUUUUGUGAGAAGGUGGUCAUGGUGGAAAAACUUUAAGAAUUAUUUUCCAGUAACACUAGUCAAGACUCACGAUUUGCCAGCAGAUAAAUCAUAUUUGUUUGCUACGUAUCCGCAUGGAGUAUUAUGUGCCGGCUCGUUUUCAAACUUCGCAACGGACGCAGGACAAUUUUCUGAACUAUUUCCUGGCCUCACAUCAUUUCUCACCACUUUAAGUUUACAUUUUAGCAUGCCAUUUAGCCGUGAGAUCGGUAUUGGUUUAUGUCUUCGAGAAGCAUCAGAAAAAAGUUUGAUGAACUUAUUGGAUAACACGAAAGGUAACGUGGCGGUUCUUAUGGUAGGCGGUGUUUCCGAGGCGUUUAAAUCCUUUCCAGGACCAUAUCAUCUGAUUCUAAAAAAAAGGAAAGGUUUUAUCCGGGUAGCAAUAAAAGCUGGUGCAUCAUUGGUACCCGUGUUUUCUUUUGGUGAGACAAAUGUGUAUGGCUUAAGCGAAGCAGAACCUAAUUCUAUUUGGGAAAAGUUAUUAAAAUUCAUUAAAUGGAAGAGUGGCAAUAAAGUACCAAUAGGACGUGGAUUCUUCCAAUACAGUUUCGGUCUCGUACCCCGCAGGCAUCCAAUCGUUACUGUUGUGGGCAAACCAAUCGAUUUACCAAAGAUUGAAAAUCCAGAAGAAGAAAUUAUCGAGAAAUAUCACCAAAUCUUUAUCGAAGAAUUAACCAAAUUAUUCGAAGAACAUAAGACUAAGUACUCAUUGCAUCCAAACGAAAUGGAGUUAAUAUUAGAUUAAAUAUAAUACAAUGUGUCAGUACAAUUUUCCUAAACUUAAAUUUGUACUCACUAAAAAUUAUUCAUAAUACAACGUUAAUCUUUAAAAUUUUAA
This is a messenger RNA of Sipha flava (yellow sugarcane aphid), 1259 nucleotides long. Its product is annotated as 2-acylglycerol O-acyltransferase 2-A-like. Lineage: Eukaryota; Metazoa; Arthropoda; Insecta; Hemiptera; Aphididae. The record is from RefSeq and is a predicted model, not a curated record. Gene Ontology annotation, molecular function: diacylglycerol O-acyltransferase activity. The transcript is spliced from 6 exons. Gene Ontology annotation, cellular component: endoplasmic reticulum membrane. The coding region runs from base 153 to 1166 and encodes 337 amino acids. Gene Ontology annotation, biological process: triglyceride biosynthetic process.